This is a messenger RNA of Medicago truncatula (barrel medic), 774 nucleotides long. RefSeq names its product autophagy-related protein 8i. The record is from RefSeq and is a predicted model, not a curated record. Bases 118 to 474 code for a protein of 118 amino acids. The transcript has 5 exons. Lineage: Eukaryota; Viridiplantae; Streptophyta; Magnoliopsida; Fabales; Fabaceae.
UUAUAGAAUCAUUUCAACCAAUUCUAUUUUCAUUAUAACUUCAAUUUCAAUUAAGAUAAAUACACGCACGCUCUCUUCUAUCACCAACACAUAAUUCAUAUUAUCAUAUCAUAUCUCAUGGGCAAGAUCAAUUCCUUCAAACAAGAAUUUUCUUUAGAUGAACGACGCGAGGAAUCACAAAACAUCAUUGUUAAAUAUCCCGAUCGAGUUCCCGUCAUCAUUGAGAAAUAUUCUAGGACAGACCUACCUGAAUUGGACAAGAAGAAAUAUUUGGUUCCUCGAGACAUGUCUGUUGGGCAGUUUAUUCACAUUUUAAGUAGUAGGCUACGUUUGACUCCCGGAAAAGCUCUGUUUAUUUUUGUGAAAAACACGCUUCCUCAAACUGCUAGUCUUAUGACCUCCAUUUACCAAACUUACAAGGAGGAGGAUGGGUUUCUGUAUAUGUGUUACAGUAGUGAGAAAACAUUUGGAUAACUUGGUUGCAUGACUUGCAUUUGAUGAUUAAUCCCUUCAAGUAUUUGUCAAUUGUGUAUUGUUAUUUGUAAAUAAAUUCAGUACAUGAUGUACUUGUAUGUAUGUAUGACAUAACAACACUGAACCUCCAAUUUAAACAACAAUUUGUUGUACUUUAACUAAGAUGUAUAUUGUAAAGAUUUAGAUCCAUAUUUUUUUCACGUUAAGAGUAGAAGACUUGGGAUGUUAAAGUCCAAUUAGAAUAUAGACAUGUAGAUAAAUGGAAGAUUGUUACACUCAUAGAUUGUAGGAUUGACAAGG